AUGAUGCUUAAAAAAUAUGUGAAAACACGACGCAAAUUUAAAAUAUUGCUGCUGGUGACAAUUGUGGCCUUGAUUGUGAUCACCUGCAUCAUUUUAUUGGGCUCCUCGGGACCAAAUGGUAUAGCGGUUGAGAGAUUGUUGGAUGAACGCUUUAUAGCACGUGCCUAUCAGCCGCAGUCGGAGCAGCAGACGCGGGAUGGGGCAGUGGCAUUGUUGCAGUCACCACGUGACCAUGGUGUCAUUGUGCCGGAGAAGUAUGACGAGCAGAAGAUUAAGACGAGGAUUAUGCAGAGUCGUCUGCAGCAGAUAAAGCAACAGCAGCAGCAGCAGCGGGACAAUGAGGCGGAACAGGAGCGGACCACUAUAGAUGCGAUUGCCACAGCAGUGCACAUCUUCUACACGGCUCCAGUGCCGUGGUACAAGUCAAGGAAACCACCAUUGCCACCGCCAGAGCAUCCCAAUGAGGUGGCAUCUCUACCACUGACAACGCCAAAACCAGUGAAGAUUCUGAACACCGCCUUCUAUCCGGCUCUGGGAUUGUACAAACCCAGUGCCAAGCUGUUGGGUCAACACUUUGAGAAUAUACGCAGCUGUGGCAUUGGAGUGCUCAUCCUUAGCUUCACCCGACCCUCAGAUCCUGCGCUACUGCAUCAAAUCCUGGAGCUUGCACCGCAACACAAUCUCAGCGUGACCUUCGAGCUCAGUGUGGCGGGGAAUCGCACUGUGGAGUAUGUGCGUCAACAGCUGCAGGAGAUUUCCAGCUAUGUUGAGCUGCCCGGCUUCUACCGGGUGUGGAGUCAAUCCCGUGCGGCCUUGCUCCCAGUACUCUAUGUCAGCAAUGCCUAUAAGUUAAGCGAGAGCUUGGGACGUCAACUGUGCCGACCAACGGUCUUUACUUUGUCAGCUAAACCGACUGGCAAUGAGCAGCCAGGUGGACUACGACGUGUCCUAGAUGCCUUCUUCAUUGGACACAUCAGACUCAAAAGCCAUGCGGAUGUGUUGCGUCGGUUGUGCUUCGAUGGCUUCUACAGCAAAUUACCAAGCAAUGGAGCUGUUUUUGCCAGCACCUGGAAGAAUUGGUCAUAUCUCAAGUCCUAUGCACUGUCCUACAAAAUGCUGUUUGUGCCCACGGUAGGACCGGGCUUUGCCGAGCGUAAUAAAUUUCCAAGACACGGAGAUAUUCAGCGACAUCGCAGCAAUGGACGCUACUAUGGCGUGGCCUGGCGCACAGCAAUACUUAAUCACGUGGGCUUCAUUAGCAUUGCCAGCUAUAAUAAUUGGCCCGAUGGGAGCCAAAUUGAGGAGGUCGUACCACGAGCCGGCUUUCUUGAUUAUAAUCCUGGUUCGAAAACAAAAUAUCUGGAUUUAACCGCACAUUGGGUGGGUAACUUUCUAAAGACGCGACAGGAGGCGUCUGCAGCGGGAACGGGAGCUGGAUCUAUUCAGAAUUGUUAUGAGAUGCUUAACAAUACAAUUUGUUGAGUGAUAACGUUUAUGCGUUGGAGGAAUUCGUGAUAAUGAUCACUGUGGAAUUCAUAUCGUAGAAUCAAACUGUUGCCUUACCCAUGAGCAGAAACUUCCAUCGGAUAAUAGACGUUAAUGAUGAUGUUGUGGGAAAAGUGUGCGUUUACUUUAGAAACAAUUAAUUGCAGGCCACGAAAUUACUUUCUAAUUGUUAAUAAGUCUUCUACUAAACACAUACAUAUACACUCGUAUCUGCCUGUAUAGCAACCAAUACAAUUAUUUAUGUAUCUGCCAAUCUAAAAAUUAAAAAAAAAAACUAUGUAAAGUGCAAGCAAUAAAUACUCAUAGGUAGUGCUAACACUAGUAUACAAGAAAACGAUGAUGACUUUCCAUAAAAAUUUAAAUUUUUCGAAAAAUUUAGCUUUUCGAUUAGUGUUAUUAAUACUUAGUAACAAUAACACCAAAAAUAUCAUACCAUGCCAUAUUAUGUAUACAUAUUACAUAGUACAUAUUCGAGUUUAUAGAAAAUGUAGCAACAACUAAUUAUUUGUUAAACCUGAAUAUUACUCACUUGUUAAACAAAAGGUACUUAACAAAUUUUAUCUUUAUUACAAGUACAACAUAUAUAAUUGUACAUAAUUACUUUAUCUAAGCCUUAAUAGAUUGAAUAGUGCAAACAAAUACAUUUAUUAUGAUA
Molecule: messenger RNA, 2161 nt
Organism: Drosophila innubila
Lineage: Eukaryota; Metazoa; Arthropoda; Insecta; Diptera; Drosophilidae
Product: glycoprotein endo-alpha-1,2-mannosidase
Exons: 3
Coding region: 1-1482 (493 amino acids)
Cellular component (GO): Golgi apparatus
Molecular function (GO): alpha-mannosidase activity
Source: RefSeq, a predicted model, not a curated record